Stereum hirsutum FP-91666 SS1 is the source of this 2157-nucleotide messenger RNA. RefSeq lists its product as uncharacterized. Lineage: Eukaryota; Fungi; Basidiomycota; Agaricomycetes; Russulales; Stereaceae. The transcript has 4 exons. The record is from RefSeq and is a predicted model, not a curated record. Bases 1 to 2157 code for a protein of 718 amino acids.
AUGAUCUUGGUCCCUGCCAGUGCCAAAACCCUCUGUGAUACCAUUCGGAACUCCAUUGGCGAGCCCCCGGAAGAACCUGCUAAAUGCAUUCAGUGGUUCGCAGCGCUCCUCAUCGUGACCGGCCGCAACCAAAGACAUCCCCGAGCAGUGCCAGACGCGGCCGUAGCCAACAUCAUAUCAUGCAUUCUCCCGCCAGCCACUCCUAUAAAUUCUGCAACUACGACUUCAAUCCCGCCUCUGCCAUCAGCUGAAAGAGUGCAAUUGCUUCUCGAUUGGCGCAAGGGCGAGCGUGCGGUGGGAGUGGCGGGCCUCGCACAGAUCUUUGCACCGGUAUCAGGACAACUCCCGAGCCGCCGGGAGAAGGACAUAGUGUAUGUGAUGGGCAUUAGUGGGGAUCGAGAGGAGAUAGUGAGACAUUUGACCGAGGCCAUGGAACGCCCCACAUGCACAAAAUGGAUUAAAGUUGCGAGGGAUACAUUUGCGGCAUGUAAGGACAAGACGAUCGUCCGGUACUACAUCGGGCAAUCCACGAAAGACCUACUCGGUCGCUACGCUGCCAAAGACCUCGACCUUAUUGAUCACAUCAGCAUGACACUAUAUGCAGUCUUUGGACCGGGGACCUCAUUAAGCUCAUCAUCCAGCGUCUCCUUCUUCGCCACCCCGAUCGUUGCCUGCAAGGGCAUUGUGACCCUUUCAACCGGCGCUCACCUCCGCCACGACAUCGAGUGGGCCUUGAUUACGUUUUUACGGAGCUCUAGGCCGGAGAACGUACUCAACUACCUCGGGGGGGAAUGCAGAGGGGUUAGUCCGGAAUGGUCGCUGUUCAGCGACAAGUACGAUGGAGUCUCUUCGAGGGGUGCCUACUUCCCAGCAUGUUCGGGCAAGAUGAUGACCAUUGGAAAUCGCAGUUUAUCCCUUCAUCAAACGGGAGAGAGAGGUGCAGCGGGGUGCCUACUGGAGCUCGCAAACGGCGGUCAAGCUGUCCGAAUCUACUCCCACGUCGAGCAUCGGGUUCUCUGGUGUCACCGGUUGGAAUUGUGUGCAGCAUGGACCGACCAGUUCGAGCGGAUGUUUGAGCGCGACAUCAAGCUGGGGAAGGUACCUGCUAGGGCGCUUGAGUGGUCUGACACAGAGAUUGACUUCGAUCCGACGACGGUAUACACCACUUCCUGGGCCAUGAUAUGCGACAGGCCCAUUUCCCGGAUUUGCUUUGGAUCGACACUACCUGGGAAGGAUGGGGAGGGUGUGCAGCUUUCGGCCAGGUGGCGCACGGCAUAUGAAGACCAGCUCACUUUUGUCCUGGCGUGCGUCGACCCGGAUACGGCUGAAAUCGUCAUCAAGGACGCCGCUGACCCCACCAAGGUCGUGAUCACGCUCCCUCCACCAAUCGUACAAAGUUGCAGUGUAAAGCAGCUCCACGCGGGGGAUGACGAGACAGGAUGGACCAUGUACACUCGCAAACAACUUUUUUGGGCUAUCGGAGGGUCGUCUCUUGCACGUACACUCGCCACUGUCGAGGACACCCUCCGCGUUCACCUGUCUCCUGCGGGCGAGGCCAGUUUGGAGCAGUUUCACAUCAAAAAUCGAGUUAGUAGCGGGAAAACGGGAAAACAGGACCCCACUCGUGCGCUGGAGCUCGCUUCUACCAACUCGCCAAUGAAACUCGGGAGGUAUCUACUUGCGCAGAAGGUGCGGUUCCCUGGUGACAAGCAUAGUCACUUCAAAUAUGUUUGCUGGUUGGGAGUCUUAAUUGGGGACGGGUUUAAGGUAGAGCGACAGCUAGGAGGGGAGCGACAGAUCGCAUCUCCAGGCUUUGUCGCAGCGUGGGGUGCUGCAGAGGAUGAUCAAGAUAGACUCCAUGUUAUGGCCUGGGUUGGAAUCGACAAUCUGCUCCACAUCGCUCUCAGCGAUGAUCCACAGCACGAGUUGGCUCAACUGCGGGUAUUCGAUGGGAACAGACGUUACUGUCCGGACGUGUAUGGGUGUUUUCUGUGUCUUCCCAGGAUGAAGAAGACGGUAUACCGCGGCGUCACUACUAUCACGUCCUCAUUCGGGCUCAUCCCCACUGCGAUGGACCCCUUGGCCAAGGCGGCGCCAAAAGCAUUCCGCAUUGCCGACAAGGAAGUGAGAAGGCUCUGGUGUGCGGCACAUGAGUAA